Messenger RNA from Ectocarpus siliculosus, 3975 nucleotides. Lineage: Eukaryota; Phaeophyceae; Ectocarpales; Ectocarpaceae. The record is from the annotation of a GenBank genome assembly.
AUGCGAGAAGACUUGGUGGCAGACCGAGGCAGCAUGGCUCGCCACUUGAGGCUGACAAGUCGGCAGGUCACCCUGGCCAAAGCACCGUACGUGGAAGAGGUGACCGGCUUCCCCGUCGGCACGAUUCCCCCCCUGGGGCAUAGGACACGCGUGCCGACUCUCGUAGAUGCGGAGCUCCUCAAGUACUCCACCAUCGUCGGUGGCGCGGGAUGCCCAGGCUUUGACUCGCGGAUAUCCGUGGAGGACCUCCUCAAGGCCACCGGGGCCUCCGUAAUCCCGCUGGCUAGGCCGCGAAGCCUAGGGUUGGCAAGCGCGACGGGCGGUGGGGGCGGUGGGCCCAUCGCGAAGGCGCCAAUGCUGAGCUGGUACUCGUCCACGGCAACGAUCCCGACGGGCGGGUUCCCGUCCAGCGCCGGCGACGCGGGGGGGUACGGGGGCGGGGGUGACGCGAACGGGGGUGCAUCUUUCCGUGGCAAUGGGUACCCACGGUAUGUUGCUGAGGAUGGCUAUGACGAGCAAGGGCGCCGGCAGGCUCGAGAGGACGACGUUUUUGAGCCCUCUGCGGCGGCAGCGGCGGCGGCUGCAGCCGAGCGCAUGGAGGGGGUGGACCUGGGCAUACACUCGGGGACCGAUAUCACGAGGAGGAGCAGUGGCGGCAGCAGUAACGGCGGUGGCUUGCUCGUUGGGGGGGGCGGGGGGGGGAGUGAUGCCCCGGGAGCGUCGGCUGGAGCGGGAGCGGCGGGUAAUCCGGAGGUUGAGGCCCGGCUCCGGGUCAUAUCGGCAGCGAUGCAUGCUGUUUCUUCGGCGUUGUCGGCCCUCUCUGCGCUUCCGGAAAGCGGCGGCGGCGGCGGCGGCGGCGGCGGCGGCGGCGGCGGCGGUUUACAGAGUGGUGUUACCACUAACAGCCACGGCGGAGGAAACCUUGAGGGGGCGGCGGCUUCCGCGGCCGUGUGUGAUGGUAGUACCUCAUUGGGCGACGGGGGCACCAUGGGUGUAGGCGACCCUCACGCCGACGACUGCGCGGGCCGAGCGCAAAGUCACAACGGUAGCGUGGCCAGUGCUAGCGCCGUCGCCAUGGCUGCCGCCUCGCCACCGGCACCCGGUGCCGGGGAUGGUGCCUCCGUCGCGGCCAAGAACGCCGGGCCACAGCACUCGGGAGUGGAGUCGGUGGUGGUAGACCAAGCGUCGCCGCAUAGCACCAAGGGCGAGGAAGGUAUGAGACAGGGAGCACCAGCGUCAGCGGCCAUCCCCGCCGGUGUAUCAGGGGCUGUGGCGGCGCCUGAAGUGGGAGGCGCCGGGGCGGCGGCGGCGGCGGCUGCGGUGUAUGGCCGGGAGCUGGCGCGGGCGGCGGGCACCCCAACGGUGGACGCCAUCGGCGGCGACGUGCACCUUGUGGCAACCGUAGCCGGGAAGCGGUCUCUCACGCGGCUGCUUCACUUCGUUGACCUGGUCCCUCCUGCAACCGAAGCGACUCCUGUGGCCAAUCAGACCUGCCUCGUGAGGAAGGCGUGGAUGGUGCCGGGGAUGACUCCCGACCGUCCCCCCACCCCAGUAAAGGUCCAGCUGAUUAUGGGCAAGACGCUCGUUGACCGGUUGGGGCAGCAGGAGGCGCUCGUGGCCAUGCGGGCGGUGAAGAGAGGACAGCUGUUAUACAUCACGGGGCGCCCGACGCCGGACACCCGCAAGCACCACCUCGACGGUGCCCCCGCCACCGACAACAACAACAACGGCGGCGCCAAGCUUGAGACGUACGACCUGGUGUGCUGCUCGGUGAGGAUGCUCGAAGACGCCCCCCUCGUGGAACCGGAGCUGGUGGGCAAGGGGGACGAGUGGACGGGCGGCGGCGACUACCUGGAGAUGGACCUCGAGGAGUCCGCCGUCGUGUACGUGGACUCGGCGAAGCGGCUCAAGGAGAUGGGCGAGUUUUUGCGGAAGACGCUGCUUGACGACCCCGCCAUUGAGGACGGUGGUAAGCCGCCUUCGGGUGGGAAUAGGCCUCAGCAGCCCGCCCUGGCGGUGGACUGCGAGUGGAGGCCUGCCAGAGUCGCCGGGACGCCGGCCAAUCCCGUGUGUCUGCUACAGCUGGCUGCGGGAGAAAGAACCUUCGUGGUGGACAUGUUGCACGUGUGCCGCCCGAAGAGCGCCGCUGCUGCGACCGACGCCGUGGAGGAAACGGCUUCGGGUUUGACGAAGAGGGAAGCCUUGCUCGAGGAGGCGCUAGGGGCCGUGCUUGGCUCGCCGGGGGUGGUUAAGGUUGGGCUCGGCCCUAAGGCGGACUUCCAGAGCCUGAUACGGUCGUACCCGCACAUGCCCUGCUUCCGGAGAGUGUGCGGAGUGGUCAACCUGUGCCACGUGGCCAGCAACGCCUCCUCACUCCGCGGAAAACCGGCGGAUGAGAAGGCUUCCCUCAGUCGCCUGUGCAACGUAGUCCUAGGCAAGCCCUUGGACAAGAGUGAACAAUGCUCUGACUGGGGCAACAGGCCCCUGUCCGGCAGGCAGAAGCGUUACGCCGCGCUGGACGCCCGGGCAACUCUUCUCGUACAUCGCGAACUUGCACCGGAGGUGCCGCCUGAGAGAAUGGAGUGCCUGUUCAACACCUUCGCGUACGACCACCGGGCUGACGGCAUGGUGUCCACCCAGACGCUGCCCUCCGCGCAAAGGUCUCCGGUAGCAAGGGGCGGCGCCACAAGACAGCAGGGGGGCGGGGGGUCUCGGGGGGGGCGCCGGAUGCGCAAGCUGAGGGCCGGUGGAUCUCGGCAGGAGCGGAUGCUGAGAAAGCAGCUGCUCGGGGUGACGAUGAUAAACGUGUCGGGGGUGCCACUGGACGUGGAAGGGUUGCGAGAUAACUGGCUAGGCCGGGCGUUGCCCGGCCUCACCAAGGAAGGGGCCGUCAGGGCUUGCAUCUUUCCACGGGGCGAGAUGCCCACCAGCGGCGAGCUGCCGACCGUCCUGCGCUUCGACCGGCACCAGAGCUUCGUCGAGUUCGGCAACGGUUACGCUCUCCUCAUGAACUGCGGCGGGCCGAUAGACCGCGAGCAUGCAAGUGGCUUCCUGGACGAGAGCGGCACGAUGGCGGCGUGGUACCUUGAGGGAAAGCUCUCCUCUGACGCUGCCUUCGUCGACAGCGAGGCCGCGGAGUACCAGCGGCAGCAGCAGGACUCUCUCCGCCAGGAGCGACAAGGGGCGACGGCAACAGCGACACCACCAUCCGGGGGCAGGGGGGUGGCCGAGAUUUUCACCGGCAGGGGGGCGCCUUCUUCAACGGGGACAGGGGACGCCGCCGACGGCGCGGGGGGCGGCGGCGACGCGAUCGGGAAGUUUCUCCAGAGGCUUGCGGACGCGUCGGGGACGCCUUCGUCGAUGUUGGGGGGCCUUCCGGAAGACGACCCCCCUGCCUUCUUGGAAACACCACCACGGGGGGUAGGGGCCCCCGCAGCUGGCAUAGGUGCCGGAGGCGAGGGCGCGGAUCAGGAGCAGCAGCAACACCCGCCGCACCUGGUGCUGUUCGCGAGGGUCAAGGGGCGCCCGUUCGUGUACUGCGGCGCGGUGGACUGCGUCGCGCAGGAGUACGUUUGGAGCGCGGGGUCUUCGCUCGGAAUGGUGCGGUUUACGCUGGCGCUGAGGGAGUGGCGCGAGGCUGCCACGGCGGUGGUGCCGGCAGAGACUUCCCGCCGAGAAGAGGGGGCACCGCGGAGAUCCAGUGUGGUGGGGGAGGUCGAUGCGGGUGUGUAUGGCGAGGGGAAUUCGUUUGCCGGGUUGGUUGAAGAGGGGUUCAGACGUUGAGGCCAGCACCGUAGCGGGGCUCUUGUCCUCCUUUGGGCGAGGCGUGAUGUGUCGCCGGCGGAUAGUGACGGUGUCGUUCCAUGAGCUUCCUUUUUUUUUGCCAGGAAAAGGGGCGCGAUAGAGAUGGUUGUCGCGAAAAGUGAUGGUGUUUGGCGAGGUGGGUGACGCGGUACUUGCUGCUGCGCGAUAAAC